CAGUGCUGCUACCCACACCCCCUGCCCCCUGGAAGAUCUACCAUCAGAUUGAAGGGGGGAUUUUGCACUUCCCGGGACCCGGGUCUAGUCAUACGUAGGGUCAGAGGCACUGAGGGAUUUGUAAACUUGUGACUGAGACCACAGCGUCGAGACUCGGGUCUCCCUCUCAGUAUUUAUAGCUGUCUCUCCUCCCAGGAUUACAACAAAAACCCGAAGCCAUGCCUCUGGGAACACCUGCACCCCUGACCAAAAGGAAAAAGCCCUCAAAGAUCAUCACUGAUUUGUCACAUAUUGCUCAGCAUGAACCAGAACCAGACGCUUCAGAGUUGGAUCUGGGUAUUAAGGUCAGGACUCCCAAGGAUAUCAUGCUGGAGGAGCUUUCACUCAUGAAAAACCGAGGUUCCAAGAUGUUCAAGAUGAGACAGCAGAGAGUAGAACGGUUUAUCUAUGAAAACAACCCAGACAUCUUCACCAGUGAGUCUAUGGACAACCUGCAGAAGUUUGUUGGAGGGCAGUUUGGUGGGCAGAUGAUAAAUGCUGGGGGACAGCUUAUCAGUUCUCAAACUGGAACAAUCAAUUUGGGCAAUCUGCAGUUUGGAGGCAGUGCCCCUGUGCCUCCCCCGAAACCCGGAAGCAAAGGAGCAGGAGCAGGAGGAGCAGGUGGUGUGGGAGGAGCGGGAGGAGCAGGAGGAGCAGGAGGCAUGGGAGGGGCAGGAGGUGAACAUGGGAAAGGUGGAGAAGAAAGUAGUGAGUGGUCUCCACUGAAAGGUGGUGGAAAAGAUGAGAAAAAGCAUGUUCUUAUUGUGAAAACAUACGUGUCUCCUUGGGAAAAGGCAAUGAAGGGUGAUGAAAAUCUUAUAGCCACACUCAAACCUGAAAUGCCUGGCCCUGUUCAACACAAGGACCUCCCGAAGUACAGAUGCUUUAACAGGAGUGCGAUGCCCUUUGGUGGGUUCGAGAAGGCCAAUCAGUUUUUGAAAUUCCAACUGCCAGAAGCAGAGCCGACCAAACAGGAGCCUGAGCCUCCAGUGGUGUACCAGCAUGACAUCGGCUGCCGGCCAUCUUUCAACCGCACUCCCAUUGGCUGGGUGGGCAGCAGUGAGCCCAGCAGCAUUCAUAUGGAAACAGAUGCUGUGCCUUUUGACGGGGAAACUGAUGAGCUGUAAAAUCAAAAUACAAUGAUGCCAAUAAAGAAUGUGUACAGAGCAAAUGUCUACAUAGAAACACACACUGAAAAUGUGCAUGCAGAAUUUAAAAAAAUAUAUAUUUAUGUGUUGAAUAAGUAGCCUAUAGAUAAAACACAAUUACAUUACUUUGUCUGUAUAACACAGUGAGUUACAACACUAUGUUUAUUUUUCUAAUUACAUUGAUAAAUGAAAUCACUCACGUCAGUAAAAUGCUGUCCAUUACGAAAUGUCAGAUUGUGUUAUUGUGGAAAUAAUGAAAGAACAUUAUGCUUUUGAGCACAUGUCAGGACUUGCUUUUUUUUUGUUUAUAGUCACUGUUUACUAUUACUUGAUGACUGAGGCUUCACUGGACGUUAUCUGAUAACAUGCACACCUCUCAUAACCUACUAUAUUGCAGUAGGUAGGCAUAUGUGUACAUGGAUCCUCAAUAAACCCCUUUAAUGCCCUGAA
Molecule: messenger RNA, 1637 nt
Organism: Boleophthalmus pectinirostris (great blue-spotted mudskipper)
Lineage: Eukaryota; Metazoa; Chordata; Actinopteri; Gobiiformes; Gobiidae
Gene: myoz1a
Product: myozenin 1a
Exons: 6
Coding region: 219-1166 (315 amino acids)
Cellular component (GO): actin cytoskeleton; Z disc
Molecular function (GO): telethonin binding; actin binding; FATZ binding
Source: RefSeq, a predicted model, not a curated record